Molecule: messenger RNA, 534 nt
Organism: Lipotes vexillifer (Yangtze River dolphin)
Lineage: Eukaryota; Metazoa; Chordata; Mammalia; Artiodactyla; Lipotidae
Gene: NANOS2
Product: nanos C2HC-type zinc finger 2
Exons: 1
Coding region: 64-480 (138 amino acids)
Molecular function (GO): zinc ion binding; RNA binding
Source: RefSeq, a predicted model, not a curated record
GCUCCUGCCCCCGGGCCCCCAGCCCACCUGUCUCCAGCUGCCCACCACCUCCACCUGUAUGCCAUGCAGCUGCCACCCUUCGACAUGUGGAAGGAUUAUUUCAACCUGAGCCAGGUGGUGUUGGCGCUGAUCCAGAGUCGGGGGCAAGGGCCGGAGGCCCAAGCUACUGGGGAGCCGGGACCUGGGCCCCAGCUGGGGCAGGAUCAGGGGCAGGGAGGGCAGGGGGCCAGCGGGGGCCUGGCCACCCUGUGCAACUUUUGCAAACACAAUGGGGAAUCUCGCCAUGUGUACUCCUCGCACCAGCUGAAGACACCAGAGGGCGUGGUGGUGUGUCCCAUCCUGCGGCACUAUGUGUGUCCCCUGUGCGGGGCCACGGGGGACCAGGCCCACACACUCAAGUACUGCCCGCUAAACGGAGGCCAGCAGUCUCUGUACCGCCGCAGUGGGCGCAAUUCGGCCGGCCGCAAGGUCAAGCGCUGAGGACCAUCAAGUGCCCACCCCCUUCACCCCCCAGCCCUCCUGGCUCAAUCCUCC